Messenger RNA from Aspergillus calidoustus, 423 nucleotides. The record is from the annotation of a GenBank genome assembly. NCBI's taxonomy places the organism in Eukaryota, Fungi, Ascomycota, Eurotiomycetes, Eurotiales, Aspergillaceae.
AUGCCUUCCUCCGUGCACUCGCAAGACAACGACCAAUCUAUGGUUGAUGUCCAACCUCAGCACCAAGAACAGGUUGAGCAGGAGGAAGAGGAGGAUGUCAUUGAGCUCGAGGAGAAACGGAUAAUUGUUCUACCCGGUGCCUCAGACACAGCCGCCUCGUUCCAGUUUGAAGGUGAAGGACACACGUUAGGCAAUGCGCUGCGUUAUGCGAUCAUGAAGAACCCCGACGUCGAGUUCUGCGGAUACACCAUCCCCCACCCUUCAGAGUCAAAGAUGAACCUUCGAAUCCAGACUUACGAUACAACGACGGCAGUGGAAGCGCUAGAGAAAGGCCUAGACACACUGAUGGACCUAUGCGACGUUGUUACAGACAAGUUUACGGCUGCGCGCGAUGGGUUUAAUGCGUCGCAAAUGGAGUCAUGA